Molecule: messenger RNA, 6074 nt
Organism: Chaetomium strumarium
Lineage: Eukaryota; Fungi; Ascomycota; Sordariomycetes; Sordariales; Chaetomiaceae
Exons: 2
Coding region: 215-6061 (1948 amino acids)
Cellular component (GO): nucleus; site of double-strand break
Source: RefSeq, a predicted model, not a curated record
UGGAUACACACUUGUUGAUUUACCCCCUGGUCCCAACCCAAACUGGCAUGCAGCACCUAAUUGGAGGCUCCUUGCCGUCACAACGGGUGGAUGCUUCGUCAAUAACCCGACAGGAGGGCUUCUAAGUUCACGUCAUACCACAUCUCUUCAUUACAUUGCCGGGCUUGAAUAAUGCAAGUUGCUAACCUGCCCUCUGUCCUUGUCCUCUAGAACCAUGUCACCCGCCAAGGAAGACGAACCACACCCCGCCGACCCCGAAACACCACGGCGCACUCUCGCUGCCAAACACGGAAAUGGGCCGGCGACGCCAACAAACACACGAGCUUCGGCUCAAGCACGCGCGACACCGAAGAGCGCCCCCGCAGCUUCCGGCUCAGGCUCGUCCAACAAGAAGAAGCCGGAACCGAGCUUGCUAAACGACUUCUUCCUCGGCCGUCCGUCGCCGGCUCGCGUCGUAGCCCAGCGGGAAGCCCUGAAACAACGCCGAAAGAGUAUGGCGGCGGAUGCGGCUAACGUGCGGGAGGAAUUGCGGCAGGAGAUGCGCGCGGCGGCAGUGCGGAGGCUUCAGCAACCCGGCGGCGUGAGGGAUCGAGUGAAGGCAUGGCAGAAGGCGAACGCGGCGGCGAUGAAACAACAAGGAGGCGGGAUACCGCACGCCGAGGAUGUGGCUACCGAGCCGACCGAGGUUGCUGUUCAUCUACCUCCAGAAAGCGUGACGGAGAAAGACCGCGUACGCAUCAAGAUGCGACAGAAACCGAAGAAGAAAAAGCCAAAGGCUGAAAAGAUCGAGGACAAGGAGAACCACGACGACGGGGAUGGCGAAGAGACGGAGCGCGAGAACCCCGGUGCAGCCAAGCCGGGUGCAGUGAAACCGAGCGCCGCAUCCAAGGAACCGCCGGUUGUCAAACUCGCGCCGAAGAAGAGGAUCGUCAGUGACGACAACUGGAUGAAGCGCAGGAAUGGGAAGAGCCCACCCAGAGCCGCACCAAAACCAAAGGUUGAAGCAAGUCCAAAACCGUUACCGAAGGACUUCUUGCAACGCACGGCCCAGAAUCCUUCCGUGCAAAGCAAGAUCAAGGACUGGGCCCAGAGAGUGGAGCUUCCUGAGCCUGAACCGCCCAAGGUGAAGAAGUAUCGGCACAGAAAGUCCGGGGCGACGGUGACCGUUGAGGAAGACGCCACGAGUGUGGGAGCGUCCGAACCCGAAGUGGUUGUAGCCCCGCCUAAGCCUAAGUCCCCGGUUGAUGACGGCAUCCGAAUCAAGCCUGUGAAGUCAAGGAAACCGAAGUCUAACACCGACGACGGCAUUCGGAUAACUCCUGUGCGAAAGAAGGAGGCGCAGGAUGAUGGGAUCCGAGUGCGACCAAUCGAUACCAAGCUGCCAGACGAUGGGAUUCGGGUCCGCCCCAUUGGAAGCCCACGGCCGGAUGAUGGCAUUCGAGUACGGCCCAGCCGGCAGAUGCCUGCUGAAGAGACACCUACCCGCAUCGGCUCAUCCAGGUCGACGUCUGUUGAGACGAGAAGCAGAGUGCCAAGCACGAAACAGGAGCCUCCUUCGCAUGAUGUGAUAGAGGUUUUCGUGGAGCCCGAGACGGAGAUUGAGACGCCGACGAGGAGGAAGCCCUCUCGGCGCCGGUCGAGACGACGGAGCCGUAGUCCCAGCCCGAUUGUACGGACCGUGGAACCCCCAGACGAUCGACAUUCCGGGUCGGAAGCAACGCAUCCCGUCCCUUCAAGAGUCAACUCCGAUGACGAGUCCGAGAUGAUACCCCCGACAGUCGGAGGGAACAAGUCACUGGCGGAUAUCCCGUUUGGAUAUUCGGCAUUCAGUGAGCUUGACUUGCCACUGGGCGCUGAUGCGCGAACCAACGCCAGGAGGCCGAAACCGCAACAACGGACCCAGAGCUUCAAAGCGAUGCCGAAGGUGUUCAAGAAAGUUGUGACAGGCGCGAAGGACAUCAUUCAAGAGAUGGCUGAACCUCCAAAGCCUGUCGUGGCAAACAAACCGCGGAGCAUAGAGUCGUGGCUCAACGAUACGGUUGACCCGUUCGUCGAAUCCACUACUAAAGAAGCUACCGUCAAGGAGGCACACACCUCGGAGUCAACGCCUCAGGUGCAAGAGGACAGUGCGGAGCCGACCCCGGAGCUAGUAAAGUCAACACCGGAGAGCCAGAAGCGCUCGCCAUCAAUAAGGGCGCCGCCGAAGAAGCGGUCAUCAUCAAUCAAGACGCCAACCGAGUCUCGUUCAAGAGAGACAGUUACCUCCGCCACGCCUGAGAAGCCGGAAAGUCAAGAAACUACAGACUCACAGCGAGAGGAUAGCGAUGUGACGCCCAAGGGAGUCAAGUCCUCUGGCACUCCACCGGCGGGGUUGAGAAGGAGACGGGCGACUAGAGUCGCCGCAUCUCCGGCAAAGUCGGGUGGUAAGAAGCCGUUCCGUGAGCUGCUGAAAGAAGCUUUCCGGGGAGAAUCUGGUGGGCAUAAACUCCCGCCCACAGUCUACUCUAGCUACGAGACCGACGACAACAGGGGAAGCGAUCAUGAAGAAGACGACUGGGAGUCCACUGACGACCAACGCCCUUCUGUGGAGCGCAGCAGGGGCCCUGCUUCAUCCGACUACUCGUCCGCCCACUACUCGUCUACAUAUGAUUCGACCCUCUCAUCUGAUCUCACGAGUCAAGAUCAGUCCCGAAGGAGACCGCCGACUAAGGGAGUGCAUAAGCUAUCCACUAUUGUGUCGGAACAAUCCGGGAACGCGAUAGAUUCAGAGACACUGUCCGAUGUCUCCCAAACAACCGUCACUCAGACGACCGCAUUCACAAAAUCCACAGAGAUCUCGAGACACAAGAGCCAGAAGUCGACCCUCAAGCGCCGUCUCACAAAGCACUCAGAUCUGGUCUCGGUGCUCUCGCUGCCGGACAAUGGGCAGCUGAUCCCACCGAGCCGGUCGAAGAGCAUCAAGUCAUCGCGCAACCUUCACCGCCGGCCCAGCAAAGCGAGCCGAGACAGGGUCGAUGAUCUGCUAGACGAGUUUGCCGAUGAUGAGCAUUUUUACGGACGGGAAUUGAAGGCUCUCGUUGACGGCGUCAUUCCAGUGCUGUUAAGGGAUGUCAUGAACAGCGAGGCUAGGGAUGCAAAGGCGGACACGACCGCCAAAUCCGUGAUCAACAUGGGAAUGGCGCUGGAGAAAUUGAGGGACUUCCAUCGGCGUGUGCCGCUCGCAGAUAUGGGAGCCCUCCUCUUCUGGUUUGAGGAUGUUUCGCCAGUUUAUGACAACUACCUGGACGUCUGGCGACUAGGCUUCCAGGGGCUGAUCAUCAACCUCGCGCCGAAAAGUGGCCGCUUCGCCGACGACGAUUCGCUUCUGAAUGCACUCCCGCUGAACGAGGACGGCGAUGUCGUCGGGAAGCACGGCGAGCGGGUUGACGUUGCGUUUCUUCUGAAGCGGCCGCUGAUCAGGGUCAAGUGGAUGGUUAAGUUCCUCAAGGCUGCGGUGGCAGUUACAGGGUCUCACCAAGCUGAGCAUCUGCUUUCAGUCUUCGUGGCCCUCCAGGAGAAGGCGCGUAAGCGGCACAAGGAAGAGACGGCUCGCCUGAUGGACGAAGAUGCGAACAAUACAGACACCACUCGUUGCCGAGAUCUCCGGAACUUGCUACCACUUGACGGCGUCAUGAUGAACCGGACACGCCAAGUCGCCGCAUUGGAUGUCUUCUCCCUUGAUUUAGUCCACUCAAGCGGCCAGCGACUGGGGUGCGAAGUUGAACUCAUUUACAGGGAUAGCCCGGCGCUCCCUAGCGACAAGGGAGACAUACUCAUCAGAGAACUUGGGAACAGCACUCGAUCAUGGCUCCUGUUCCCUCCGGUCCCCAGGCAGAAUAUUUCCGCCCGGUUGGGUGACGACGACUGCUCGCUCAUCGCCAUGAUACGCGGCUCGCACAACGGGAACGAGUGGUUCGAGCUCCUCAAGCUAUCGACCAACAACGAGGAGCAGAUCGAGUACUGGCUGCGCGUCUUAGGGAGCCACCCCAUGCCGCCAGCAGCUCGGAAGAGGCCGAUCAGUAUGGUGCUGGAAGUUCCAGCGUCACCCAAGUCGGGAGAGACGGAUGUCCCCGUCGGUGAACGCAGCCUGGGCGCUUCAACAUUGGAAUUCUCCGACAGCGAGAGACCUAAGACGCCGCCGCAAUACUACUCUCGGCAGUGCGACGGCGAUCCUUUACCUGCUUCUUCCACUAGUCCUCCUCCCGAUAGGGCGCCGACCACGGAGAGCUGCCCACAAGACACCGCGGAGGACGAACGAAAGCCAUCUUCUCUGGCGGCGCCUGCGUCCGGCAUACCAAAAAUCGUGAAACAGCCGCCCAACACCACACCGUUUCGUGAGGAUGGGGCUCCGCCUCCACCUAUCCACCGCACGCUGGGUCCGAAGAGCUCUGCCUUACUCGCGCCUCCCGUGGAAGUGGGUCCCCAGGGUCGACUGAAGCGCCAACGGUCAUCGCCACUGAAGCAUGAAUACCAUCCAUCCGACGUCUCCUCGGACAGCUCCACCACUGUAAGCGAUGACGAGUCCGAAUCGUCCCAGCCGUCCAGCGACGACCUGGACGAGGAUGAGGUGCCCGACACCAUUCCCGGGUACAGCAUCAAGGAGCCCGAGGUGACCCCGGCCGCGUCGGCCGUGUCGGAGAACAGCAUCACACCGUCCAACUCUGCUUCCCAGGUCGCAGCCGCAAAGCAAGGCAAUGCGCAGCCCGAGCGGCCGGUGCAGAAGUUCGUGGCGUGCGUCUCCUACUGGUCCAGCAGGAAGGGCCAGUGGAAGGACAUCAACAAUGGACAGGCCGCGUCCAUCGUAGUGCAUCCCGGCUGCAUGGAGGUGCACCAUCUCAACGAAGAGCGGUCCAAUCGACAGGCAUACCCGUUGCAGUCGUCGGGGACAUCGGAGGUUGACAACAGCAACAAGGACGCCGGGAGCAUCGUGCCACUUGUCGUGCUGGUCCUGACUCCGGUGGUGAUGAUCCGCCGCAGCACUGCGCUUGACCUCGAAGUCCGCAGCCCGGCGUCCCCGGAAGCACGGCUGAAGCUCGAGGCUAGCAUGUUCCGCUUCCGUGCGGCAACACAGAACGAGGCCAAGAACCUCUACGAGGCGGUGCACAUCAGUCGCCUGAACAACGCGCGGUACAUCCAGCUCAGCGAGGAGGCGCGCGUACAAUCGUUUGGCCAGAUGCAGGCCAUGCCAGGCGAGGGCAGCGCGGACGGCGACACGUCGAGCCGUCGGCGGAGCUGGUUCGGGCGCAAAAACAGCUACCGUGCAUCCACCCGAGCCCCCAGCGUCUCCCAGGGCAGCAUCUCCACCACCAUCUCGGCGAGCAGCUUCCUCAGGCGCCUGAUGGGUGGCGGCAACAACACGUCCUACAACAUCGACGAAUCUACCCUCGACAGGCAGCGACCAGCCACAGCAGCCCCGGCGGUCGGCGGCGGCAGCCUGUAUACUUCGAGCUCCGGUUCGGGUUCCGGCUCGGGCUCCGGAUCGGGAUCAUCCACCCCGCCUCGCAGCUUCUCCGUCUCCCUGUCCGGCUCAGGGAGCCACAGCCGGUGGAGCUCCGGCUUCGCGAAGCCCUUCUCACCCGAGCAGCCCCUCGAGAUCCGCUGCCAUCUCAACGUGCAGAACAACCGGUGGCUCGACAAGGGCGACUGCGUGCUGCACAUCAGCCGCCCCCCGCCGGGCGUCCGGCAGGAGCUGCCGCUGUACCACGGGCUGGAGAAGCGCGUCAUAGUCACGCACGCGACUAAGAAGAGCGGCGCCGGCGGUGGGGACAACAACAACAAGCCGCUCAUCCUGCUCGAUGCGGUCCUGGGCUCCAAGAGUUUCAGUAUGUUGGGCACGAAGGGGGUGAUGUGUAGCGUGUGGGAGGAUUUGAGAGAUGAGGAAGGGAAUGUUGGGGUGGCGCGCAAGAAUGGCGCCGUCGGCGGGAAGGUCACCAAGUGGUGCUUCCAGUGCAAGAGCGUGCAGCAGGCCGAGUGGAUCAUGAGAUUGCUUACCUCAGAGGUGCCCGGGUUGAUGAUGGGCUAGUAAGAGGGGCGUC